AUGGAUGCGGAGAUCCCUGUCUUUGGUUAUGUUCGAGAGCCACUAAUUGACAACGGCGCAGGAGAUAAGGGCUUGCCCAAUCAGGACGGUGUUACCGCUGUCCUAAACGAAAUCCCGAAACAAUUACAUGGCUCCAAAGACUGCUACGCACAUUAUGUCCCAUCUCAAAGCAACCCGCCACGGCUUCGUGAGCAAGUUCAGGAAGUAAGCUCAGUGGGCAAACUUGUGAAGCAGGUGAGUUCUAUCGGUCAAGCUCCGCCAAGCUCAGACCAAGCUCAGGUCAAGCUCAGUCGAGCCCCGUCGAGCUCAGUCGAGCUCAGUCGAGCUCAGUCAAGCUCAGUCAAGCUCCGUCGAGCUCAGUCAAGCUCCGUCAAGCUCCUCAGCUAA
Beauveria bassiana ARSEF 2860 is the source of this 387-nucleotide messenger RNA. RefSeq lists its product as uncharacterized. The transcript is spliced from 2 exons. Lineage: Eukaryota; Fungi; Ascomycota; Sordariomycetes; Hypocreales; Cordycipitaceae. The record is from RefSeq and is a predicted model, not a curated record. Bases 1 to 387 code for a protein of 128 amino acids.